Molecule: messenger RNA, 5093 nt
Organism: Drosophila erecta
Lineage: Eukaryota; Metazoa; Arthropoda; Insecta; Diptera; Drosophilidae
Product: chromosomal serine/threonine-protein kinase JIL-1
Exons: 9
Coding region: 305-3940 (1211 amino acids)
Biological process (GO): regulation of DNA-templated transcription; protein phosphorylation
Molecular function (GO): protein serine/threonine kinase activity; ATP binding
Source: RefSeq, a predicted model, not a curated record
AGCAACAGUCGCCGAGGAGCAGAAUCAGCAGACGAAAACAAAAACGUUUUAAAAACGCAGUCGCCGAUACAGAAAGUGCCAGCGUAUCCACCCACUCUCACACAGACACACACCCUCGGAUACGGAUUCCUUCGUCUGCAUUAUAAUAUUGCGCUUAUUUCCUUUCGCGAGCUCAACGAUGCGACACGAUCAAUCCCUGGACAUUUUUAGUUUAUUUUGUUAAUUGUUGGAUGAUCCAUUAACUGCGUAAGGAGCACGUAGAUCAUUAUAAAAGACUUGGGAUCUUUGACGGAAGAAUUUAGUCAUGAGUCGCCUGCAGAAGCAAAACCACGAGAUCUUGAGCAGUGGUACAAGUAAGUCGCGUCGCAAGAAUCAGCAAAAUCCCCAUGAAUCGGGGUCACUAGCAUACGAGGAGCAGGAUCCAAUGGUGCGGAAUCAUUUGAAUGGCCACCUGGUGGCCAAUGGCAAUGGCAAUGCCAAAAAGCAGAAGAAUAGCAAAUCCGAGACGUUGACCAAUGGCAAAAAGGCCAAACUGAUUACGGAGGGAUCUGGCUCCAAUUCUGUCAAGACCUUGGCCUACAAUAAUAAUAACAAUAACAACAAUAGCAUCAGUGCCACAAACGGUCAGUACACCAAUAGCAGCAGCAAGACCACGUCAGCAUCUGCAAGGGAUUACACUUACCGCGAGACCAUAUCACCGCCCACACCUCCAUCUCCGCCCACCACAAAUGUGGCGGAGAUUGUUUGCAUAUCGGAUGCGGAGAGCGAGGAGGAGCGCGAUCCCGACCGGGACUACUACGACCAGGACACGGAGGAGGAGGAUCCAAGCGGGAGAGAGAUCAAUGAAUCGAGCUCCAGCAAGUCCAAGGCCAAGUCCAAUAAUGCAGCUGCAGCGGCGGCGGCUGCAGCAGCGGCAGCAGCAGCCUCGAUGGCUUCAUCCUCGGCCACGCCCUCCUACGCCAUGCCCACCAGCAAUAGUACGCCCCUCGAUCUGGACAAUGAGGCCCAUCAACGGGACCUGGAGGCGGUCACCGAUCUGCGAUCCUAUGUAAAAUUGUACAGUGACGAGGCCGUCAGUCUGAAUGAUUUCAAAAUAAUUCGCGUCCUAGGAACAGGUGCCUAUGGUCGGGUUUUCCUCGUUCGCAAGCUGACUAGACACGAUGCCGGAAAACUGUAUGCAAUGAAGGUUCUCAAUAAGAUAACGGUGGUGCAGAAGCGAAAAACAGCGGAACACACCAAAACGGAGAGAGUGGUACUGGAGGCUGUUCAACGUAGUCCCUUCCUCGUGAGUCUGCACUACGCCUUCCAGUCAUCUUCAAAGCUUUAUCUGGUGCUAGACUUUGCCAAUGGCGGUGAGCUCUUCACGCAUCUCUACCACUCUGAGAACUUCGAGGAGUCCCGGGUUCGUGUUUACAUAGCCGAGGUGGUGCUGGCUCUGGAGCAACUGCAUCAGUUGGGGAUUAUCUAUCGAGACAUUAAGUUGGAGAAUAUUUUGCUCGAUGGCGAGGGGCACAUUGUACUCUCCGACUUUGGACUGUCGAAGAUCCUUACCGCGGAGAAUGAAUACCGUGCGCACAGCUUCUGCGGCACUCUGGAGUACAUGGCUCCUGAGAUUAUUCGUACGGGGCCGCCGGGACACGACAGUGCCGUGGACUGGUGGUCGGUGGGUGUGCUCACUUUUGAGCUGCUCACCGGCGCUUCGCCAUUCGCUACGUCUGAUGGCCAGAGCCAGCAGUCGGAAAUCUCGCGGCGGAUUCAGAAGGAGCAGCCGUUGAUUCCCUCAUCGUUCAGUGCCAACGCCCGUGACUUUGUGCUAAAGAUGCUGGAGAAGAACCCAAAGCGACGGCUGGGAGGAAACCAUCGCGACGCCAGCGAAAUCAAGGAGCACCCCUUUUUCCACGGCAUUAACUGGCAGGAACUGCGGAACAAGCGUCGCAAGGCCCCCUAUAAGCCCACCCUCAACGCCGAGGACGAUGUCCAGAAUUUCAGCAACGAGUUUACCGACCAGGUGCCCGAAGAUCCCGAGUGCGAUGCCCCGCCUAGCCGGAUACGACUCUUCCGCGGCUACACAUACGUGGCGCCGGAGCAUUUGGAGCAGAUGCGACAGGAUAACAACUGUCACAUUCAAUACUGUAAUCCGGGACUUCAGAAUAUACCCUCUCGGCCUGAUGACCUUGAACUUGGCACCCGCACUGUUAGCGGAGCCUAUGGCACUUGCCAUUUUGUGGUGGACAGCUCUUCGGAGAUGGUGUUCAUGGCCAAAGUAAUACCGCUGUCCAAGUUCCGCCCCUCCGAGGUCGACGCGUUAAUCUCGUGCGCUCUCGACACGAACAGUCACAAGAACAUCGUCAGCUACCAUGGAACGUUCAGGGAUAAGUGCGAGACAUGGAUCAUAAUGGAGUACCUGUGCGGCGAGGAGCUAACCGCAUCCAUCCGCAUGGAUGAGGAUUCGUGUCGGGAGAUCUUUCUGCAGCUGGUUAUGGCUGUGCGGCACAUACACUCCAAGCACUUUAUUCACGGUGACCUGAAGCCGGAGAACGUAAUGUUCGAAAGCCGAGAGGACAAGAAUGUCAAAUUGGUCGAUUUUGGCAACGCAUGUUACAAUAGUCGUUUUCAAAGUUGGAAAGACAAGCCGCGUUACACGCUAGACUAUGCACCGCCUGAAAUGCUCGCGGAUGCGAAUCUCGUCACUUAUUCGCCAGCCGUGGAUAUAUACGGGCUUGGGGCCAUGCUGUAUACCAUGCUAGUGGGACAUCAGCCGUACAGACAGAACGAGGACGAUGUGGAUCACUCCGCAGCGGCCCAUCACGAGCUUCGCAAGCGAAUGCGGCGUGAAACGUUUAAUCAGCGUUCUAAGCGCUGGGAAAAUGCAAGUCCUGCGUUCCGACAUUUGGUGAGCUGGUGUCUGCAGCGGGAUCCGGCUGAUCGGCCCACAUUGUCAGAUAUUCUUGACAGCGAGUGGCUGCAGUACGGCUCAAAUGAUCCGGAUGUUGAUAUAAUUAUGCCGCUAGAGCAGCAGAUGGUUGUGGACCUCAGCGAAGAUACUAUGGAGCAACCGACGGCAGGUAUGUUAGUGGAGCAGGAACAUAUGGAAUCCACACACGACAAGUCGGCGGAAGAUGAUGGCAUAAUCCUAGUCAGCGAGCCCAUGGAAGCGACUGUCCUGGCUCACGAAUCUAGGAAAAAUACAGCCGCAUUACCCUCAGCUGUUGCUCCAUCCGACGACGAAGACUUGGUAGUGCACGAACGAUUUGACCCUGCCUUUGAGGUGCAACCGGACUUCUACGGCUUCGACGAGGAUGCGCCGCCCUUACCCCUUCCCGAGGAGUACUACAGUGAACUACCUCUGCCUGAGGAGGAUCGGCAGUACAUGCCACCUCCACCAGCUCCGGCUCCUGUUGAACCAGAAUCGACCUUCCGGCGGCCAAGAACGCGACAGCAGCGUCGCACUGAGAGCCAGCUAUUACACCCGGUUUCUACCGCUCCGCAGGAGGACAGCAAGGCGUCCCUGCGCCUACUAAUGCAGCAGCUGCCGCCGCCAGCUGAUACUGCGGUAGCACGCAUUCCGAAGAGAACCCAGCGAGUCGUACGUACAUUGCCUCCGUCCUUUGGAACUACAAAGCGAGAGGAGAGUUUCAAUGGAUUUAGUAAGACAGCAAUCUCGUGGCGAAAGACGCGGGCAAGCUGGAGGCAUUUCUGUCUGCUUAUCAAUGGUGUGCAGCAGGUGCUAAAGAUUCGGUUCAAAAAAACGCGUCGCGUCUACUGCCUGCCCAAUAUAAAAGUGGAAAAGCUUGAUCAUGCAUACGAGAAACCGCUGACGUUUCCGCGGCCCAGGGCGCAACUGAAGCGCGCCAAGCGGGAGCCCAAGGUGCCGCGGCCACCCACGCGAGUGCAACCGGAAAGGGCGCGGGCGCUGCGCCAACUUUAUCAGUUCCAAUGACAUGAGGAUGACGAGGAUGAUGAUGUGGAGGUGGUGGAAAUCAAGGAGGAGCCGCUAGGCGAUGGGGAGGAGCAACUGCGAGCGGUGCUGCAGUGGGAGGGCGACUUCAGGAGGCAACGGAUGUACAGCUGACCACACACAUUGACCCAAUGGCCCAUCCAGGACAACGACAACCAGACACCAGCCAAAACAGAGGGUGAACACCCAGCGGGUUUCAGCACCCAGCAACAAACCCACUAGCCCCCCUCACUAAGAAUCGUGACCAUGAGGGGAAGGAUCCGCAAGACGCACCAAAGAUCCUGUCAAUACAGUUUUUCAAGUUUGUUAUGCAUUAGUCUAAGUUCAGUACUCAUAUUGCGUUUCGCUCUUUCAAGCACGGAAUCCGAAUACCGAAAACCAACUUAACUUGUAAAUUUUUAGAAUGGGUAUACCCCAACGUUCUAAUUGGUGUAUUCUAUAUGCAAUUUGUUGUGCUAGUUAAUUAUUUGAAUAGCUUAAUUGUAAAAAGUCAGACACAAAAAUGGGAAUUAAACCAAGGCAACUUUUGCAUUGAUCUUAGAGCGAUUAAGACAUACAAAAACAAAUACCGACAACAGAACACAACCACUAUAUGAUAAUAAGAUUCGCAAUUAGCUUAGUGCAAAAUUAUGUUUAAGACAGCAUUGAGAAAGAUAUUCUUAUGACCCCCAUACACACAGUUUGCUUUAAGUUGUGCUUUAUGUUAAGUUAUUUACUUAAUUAUGAACACUACCACUGAACUAACUCAAAAUACUUCCAAGCAUGCAUUGCCAAUCUUAAUUGGAAUAAGCAAACCCAUGUAAUUUAAAUUGUGCUUGGCAAUAUUUCCUAAUUGCAUUCAAAUCAUUUCAGUUGAAACUAAUGGGGAAAAGAAGUAUCGCCCGAAGAGCCAUUUCCACAUGAAACUGCGAAGUUCUUCUUUGAGAUUGUGCCGAAAAUAUAUCGUUUUUUGCACACAAUACUCAACUUUUGAGAACCGUAAAUAGUCGUUGUUAAUGGCAAACCAACAUUUUAUUGUUUUGUUAAGUAUUUUUGAUUAUUUUUUUAAUUUGCUGAGAACCCUGUAUCUAAAUAAGAUAACGCAAUGGAAACCGAUGAAAUCUAAAUAAAACUUAAAAAAUUACAUUAUUUUAAA